Messenger RNA from Echinostoma caproni, 1098 nucleotides. The record is from the annotation of a GenBank genome assembly. NCBI's taxonomy places the organism in Eukaryota, Metazoa, Platyhelminthes, Trematoda, Plagiorchiida, Echinostomatidae.
GUCAAAUCGUUCAAACGAAAAUAUCCGGACCUGACACGUCGCACAAUGGACGCGUACGAACGAUCUUGGUUACAACAAGAGGGUCUUGUCCCGGUAGGUCGUGCGGAUCUCGGACUAACCGCGCUUCGUACCGAUGAGGUGAUGAAAUUGCUUCAGGAUGACUAUCCAGAAGUGCAUGCCGAGCUGAGUGAUCUUUUCCAACGGCGUCGUUUUCAACAGGCUGCCGAACUGCAAAAGCGACAAUACGAAGCUGCUCGCAUUGAACGCGGUGAAGCUCGGGCCGAGGCCGCGCGUCGACGUGCCCUGGACUCUGCGUCAGAUUUCAAUCAUCGACUGAUCGGUGCCCGUCUGACCACACGGCGAUGUUACUGGGACUUGCAAACCAUGCAAAUUCACUUCCCACAACGCCAGUAUAAGCUGAUCCAGUCGUCCACCGAGGAGAGUUCUGGUGGAGCUUAUCCGGUUGCAGUGAUUCCCGGUCAAUUCGCCGAGCACUUUGUCCGUUACACUCCGGAACAGUUAAUGCAUUUACCCCUGUCCCGUUGCAUCUACUCCCAACCGUCGCGUCGUCAUCGUGCUCCGCCCCCACUGCCCACACAACUGCGAUUCGGCUCGUUCACACCACGUCCGACCCCUAAUCCGGCGGAAGCGUUCAAAAUUCCGGGCUCUGAUGGUGGUACCAGCACCACCACGGCUGUGUCGACAACGACGACGACCACGGCCGAAAAUCGUGCCACACCGCACAAUUCCACCAAGGAGAUCAAACCUACUGGUGCUGAUCUUGACCGAUCCGCUGAGCACCAUCCAGUCACUUCAAGUCCUCGGCCGACUAAUUCAGGCUCACAACCGACAACGGGUUCGCCUAGCACGGCCGCCACAUCUGUCAAACCCGUGAAUGCAUCUACUGCGUCGGACCGUCGCGUGGAUCGUGCCAAAUCCACACUAGCCAACGGCUCGGCAGGUACGGAACCGAUUCCUUGUUCUGUUUGCAAACAAGAAGCCUCUCCGCCAUUUGUACGAUGUUCAGAAUGCAAAGUGGCCGGGCAUCCGAGGUGUUUCAGUCUGCCGGAUUCAAUGCUUCCCGGCGUACUAAGGUGA